Bombyx mori (domestic silkworm) is the source of this 1578-nucleotide messenger RNA. It is a transcript of the gene dbf, whose product is annotated as double-stranded RNA-binding zinc finger protein JAZ. Lineage: Eukaryota; Metazoa; Arthropoda; Insecta; Lepidoptera; Bombycidae. Gene Ontology annotation, molecular function: zinc ion binding; nucleic acid binding. The record is from RefSeq and is marked provisional.
UUCGUGUUCUAUAGCUUUGAUCUUCAAUUUAGUUUGAAAACUAAUAGGACAGGAGAUUAUUGGAGAGUUUUUGUUCAGGCUUCGAAAUUGUAAAGUACUCAUUUAGUAUUGAAAAAAAUCUGUAAUAACGUUGUAUAGAUUGAAACAGUUCAUAAACAUUCCAAUACCGGUUUCAGCAUUAUGAGUAUUCCGUUCUACAAAAUGAACAGCCGUGAAGAAUAUGAAAUGAAUGAAGAUUGUGGCUGGACUGAAGAGCCACCUAGACUUCCGCGAAGAAAGAUAAGGAAUAACGAAUACAGCAAUGCAUUUGGAAAUUACAAUGGGGGAUAUUGGUCUGACGACCAAGGUCCUGGACCGUUUGAUCAUCCACCAAGACCCCCUCCGAACUUCAUGUUUGGACCAGGACCAGGACCAAUGUUUGGGCCUUUACCCAAUCAAAACCCAUUCGGAAGAGGAUUUGGUCCGGAUGGCCCUGCUAUGCGAAGACCUAACAGAGUGGAGAGAGUUAAAAGAUAUUUAAUGCGUUGUGGACUUACAAAGGACAGUUUGAAAAACAUUCCUAGAGAAAUAUUGCACAAAAUAGAGCCUGAGUACUGUGGUGUUUGUGCUCUUGAAUUGGACUCUUUUGGAAUGUCUCGUUUGCAUUACCUUUCAAAAAAUCAUGCGAAGAAUCUGAGAAAAUGGGUGUCGAAAUCGAAUGAUGGUGGAUCUAAUCAGAAAGAGAUUCCACUUAAAUCACGUGAGUUGUAUUGUGAGUUGUGUGAUGUGCAUAUCACAUCAAAAUCUCAUGCCGACUCGCAUUAUGCUGGAAGACCUCAUCGUGCAGUGGUGGAGGGUCGCAAGAAGCCAAAAAAUACUAUUUUGUGUCAGAAGAGUAUGGAAGGCCGGCUUGAGCAACUUAUCCGUCGCGAGAAGAAGAAUCUGAAACCCAUAGAAGAAAUUCAAGAAAAUGAAGAUGAAAAGGAAGCUAAGCCAAUAUCACCGGAGCUGUAUUGUGAAAUAUGCAAGACUUCCAUGACUUGCUCGGAGCAAAUGACUAUGCAUCUUAAUGGUAAACGCCAUCUUACUAAAGAGAAACAGCACAUCCUGAAAAUGAUGAAAUGUGGAUCCGAAAAUGAAAAAAAACAGAAAGCUCCAGUGAAACAGGAAAAAACUGAAAAGUCUAAUGAUGAAACUGCCGCAGAUUGUAUAAUUGUUGCAAAUAAAGCGAUUGAUGUUGAUACCGCCAUUGAUCUUUUGACUCAAGCCAUUGACGAAGAAGACGUCGCGGAAAUUACUGAUGAAGGUUCAAAAACUGCUGAAGUUUCAAAAACGGCUGAUGACGAAAAUAAUGCGAACAAUGCAAAAGAAGGUGAGGGAGAAGGUGAUCACGGUGAUGCUGGUAAUGCUGAGGAACCGAAGGAGGGCGAAGACGAUUACGAUUGGGGCAACGGAAGCGGCAACUGGGAAGAUGCCCCUGGUGAAGAACUUUGAAAGGGGGUAUGCAACAUGGGAUGCCGUAGGAGCAGAAUGCUACGAGGAUUCUCAUGAGUUAUUUAAGUUUGCAUUACGUGUGAACAAUAUAUAAAUUAAAAUAAA